GCUCACGGGAAGUGUGGACUGAAGUGUGAAGGCCACUGUUGUCUGGAUGGAAUCUCUGAUUGCUUGGUUUAUUGCACUGAGUGUGCUGUCUCAGAACAUUUUGCUUUCUGAGACUGCUCAUCUUAAAAUUGGUGUUCCAGAAAACUAUGAUGGUAUUUUCCCAUGGUACCUCACCAAGUUGCCAGAUCUUCCCCUGACCUAUUCUGAUCUGACUGUAAGUGGUGACGAUGAAGGAAUUUUUGGGGUGGAGUCAGGCUUCCUGUAUGCCCUUAAACCUCUGGACAGAGAGAAGCAGCCGUCUUACUCUUUGGAGGUGUCCUUCACAAAGUCCAUGCACUCUCAGAGCUUUACUGUCGAGGUGUGUGUCAUCGAUAAGAACGACAACGUGCCAGUGUUCUUGGAAGAGAGCAUGAGAGGCAGCGUGCAGCUGGGGCUUCUCAAAGGAAUCCCGUUUAUGCAGGUGGAAGCACUGGACCGAGACGACCGAAACACUGCCCACGCGGACCUGCGCUUCAGUCUUCUGGACCAGAUACCACGCAUCCCUGCCAGCCACAUGUUCUCCAUCAGUUCCAUCACUGGAGAAGUGUCCCUUACAGAGGAUGGUGCCUCAACUCUAGAUCCAGAGAUGUGUGGCCGCUACAAGCUGUCUGUGAUGGUGCAGGACAUGGCCGGCAAGGCCAACGCUUUCUUCUCCACUGGAACUGUGUUAGUGGAGGUGACUGGGAAUGCGUGGGCCUCACCUGACCCUGUGAGACUGCAGGAGAAUCUGCCUGGACCAUAUCCAAUCCCAAUCUCACAGGUGAAGUGGAGUGGCAGUCCAGUCGAGUAUAGUCUUGAGGGAGAGUUUCCAGAAAUGCUUUUCACUAUCAACAGGGAAGGAAUCAUUUACCUGAAUGCUCCUCUGGACAGAGAAACACAGGACCAGUUUCAUAUUGACAUAGUGGUAGAGAGGCCAGAUGGUAGAGAGAUUGCUAAGCCUGUGGAGCUGCGAGUGAUGGUGGGAGACGCCAAUGACAAUAGGCCCACGUUCCCACAGAUGCAGUACCACACCGUGGUCAAGGAGCUUGCGACUAAAGGUUACACACACUAUAUAAAUGCUAGUUAAA
This is a messenger RNA of Cyprinus carpio (common carp), 1106 nucleotides long. RefSeq names its product cadherin 16, KSP-cadherin (gene cdh16). The transcript has 9 exons. Bases 47 to 1105 code for a protein of 352 amino acids. Gene Ontology annotation, cellular component: adherens junction; plasma membrane; catenin complex. Gene Ontology annotation, biological process: homophilic cell-cell adhesion; calcium-dependent cell-cell adhesion; cell-cell junction assembly. The record is from RefSeq and is a predicted model, not a curated record. Lineage: Eukaryota; Metazoa; Chordata; Actinopteri; Cypriniformes; Cyprinidae. Gene Ontology annotation, molecular function: cadherin binding; calcium ion binding.